Molecule: messenger RNA, 2802 nt
Organism: Aureococcus anophagefferens
Lineage: Eukaryota; Pelagophyceae; Pelagomonadales; Pelagomonadaceae
Exons: 1
Coding region: 1-2802 (933 amino acids)
Biological process (GO): potassium ion transmembrane transport; regulation of membrane potential
Cellular component (GO): membrane
Molecular function (GO): calcium ion binding; voltage-gated potassium channel activity
Source: RefSeq, a predicted model, not a curated record
AUGGCGUCCGUGGAGCUGACGCCCGGAGGCGUCGCGCUCGACGACGGCGGCGAGUCGAAGGCGGGCCUGCUCGUCGUCGAGGAGCCGCCGUCGACGCCGGUCCGCGACCGGUCGCGGGACGGCGUGGGCCCCAUCGCGGCGCCGGAGGGCGUCCAGUCCCACAUGCCCGAGGGCGUCCAGGAGGACCUCUACGACGCCUUCAAGCGCAUGGACGUCGACGGGGACGGCGUGCUGACGCAGGCGGAGCUCUACGAGUCGCUCGAGGAGAGCGGCAUCCCGCGCGGCAUGGCGCACCGGCUGCUGCGCAUCGCCGACGUCAACGGCGACGGCGCCAUCAACUUCGACGAGUGGUGCGCGGCCGUCGAGCGCACGUCGUCCCAGAACCGGCGCCAGAUCCUCCGCGUCGCGAACCGGAUCUGCAAGCGGACGGAGUCGUCGCGCCACAUGCCCAUGCCGAGCCCGCGCAUGGGCGUGCGCCACGUCUCCGUGCCCAGCGGCGGCGGCGCGGCGCUCGCCGCGUCCCUCGCGGCGUCGCCGCGGGGGCCCUGGGGCCCCGGGGCGAACCGCGGCGCGCGGGAGCCCGAGGCGGGCGCGUACUGCCCCGGGUGGCGCGUGCCCCUCGAGCCGACGUCGCCCGCGCGCAUCUGCUGGGACCUGACCAUGGCCGUGCUCCUCUUCUGGCUCGCCGUGAGCCUGCCCUUCGAGCUCGCCUUCGUCCGGGACCGCGGGCCGGGCUGCUACGUCGGCGGGUGGCCCGCGAAGCUCGACGUCUUCCUCGACGCCUGCUUCUUCUUCGACAUCGCCAUGAACUUCGCGACGGGCGUGGCCCUCGACGACGACACGGUGACGCUGGACCCGGGCAAGGUCUGGCUCAACUACGUCCUCGGCUGGUUCGCGCUCGACCUCGUGUCGUCGAUACCCUUCGACUGCAUCACGGGCUCCGUGCUGCCGUCCAUGCAGCCCGCGAAGCUCCUCAAGGUCGCCAAGGUCGCCAAGGUCUUCAAGUUGUUGCGCCUGAGCAAGGCCAUGAAGAUCUUCAAGGAGGGCAGCCCCAUGGCGGACUACGCGGACGACGUCCUGUUCCACUCGUCGACGCAGACGGUCAUCAAGGUCAUCUCCAUCCUCGUGUCCGCGUCCCUGCUCUGCCACUGGCUCGCGUGCCUCAUGGCGCUCAGCGGCGACGGCUUCCUCGACAACUACAGCAACGACGAGGACGACUGGCUGUCCCUGCUCCGGGACGGCGGCAACCCGAUCGACGACUGGGAGGGCAAGAGCGCGAACGACUGGGACACGCUGAGCCGCUACAACGCGGCCAUCUACUGGGCCAUGACGACGAUGACGACCGUGGGCUACGGCGACAUCCUGCCCCACAGCGACGCGGAGCGCACGGCGACGUGCGUCGCGAUGGUCGUCGGCGGGUCGUUCUACGGCUUCGUCAUCGCGCAGAUCGGCACGAUCAUCGGGUCGACGGACCUGAAGACGAAGCGCUUCUACGAGCGCAUGGACCUCGUCGCCGCCUGGCUCGAGCACCACGAGUUCCCGGGCGACCUGUGCCGCCGCGUCCGCAAGUACCUCCGCGUCUACCUGAACCAGCGGACCGCGCUCGACGAGCAGAGCAUUUUGAACGACCUCAACCCCCAGCUCCGCAACGACAUCGCCCACUACCUCAUCCACGACGACGUGGGCUUCCACCCGCUCUUCGACCUCCUGCCCACGGGCACGCUCGCGCGCAUCGCGUCCAUCAUCCAAUUGGUCCGCGUCGCGGGCGGCGAGGUCGUCGUCCACGCGGGCGACCCGGGCCACGCCAUGUUCGUCAUCAAGAAGGGGACCAUGGUGCGCGUCGAGGCCGACGUCGCCCUCGCCGCGGACGACGCCGCGGAGCCGCCGCCGGCGACGCCCAAGGCGGACCGCGCGUCCGUCGUCGCGCCCGCGGCGGGCCGCCGCGCGGCGCUGGGCGUCGGCGACUCCUUCGGGGAGCUCGUGCUGCUGGGCAUGAAGAAGACCUACACCUUCACGGUGGAGACGACGGAGUCGAGCGAGCUCCACGUCAUCCCGACGGAGGACUUCUUGGAGCGGUUCCAGGGCAUGCCCGACAUCCUCUACCGCCUCAAGGCGUCGCUCGCCGCCGACGAGAACCUCGACAUGACGAAGCUCGACGGCGAGGACAAGGACGCCAUCGUCGAGGAGAUGGCCGCGCGGGACCACGGCGAGGCGGAGACGCAGGCCGCGCUCCAGCGGCUGCUGCUCAUGGAGCAGAAGCUCGACAACCACGUCAUGCGCAUGGAGUCGGCCCUGAACGACCGCCUGAGCGCCGUCGAGGCCCGCGUCCACGGCGACGCCUUCGCGCCCCGCGUCGUCGACGACGAGCCGGCGCCCGCGCGGCCGCGGCUCGCGACGUCCGGCGCGCCGCCGCUCCGGCAGCCGCGCCGCGGCGCGCCGGGCGCCGCGAAGCGCCGCCUCAAGCUCCGCGACGCGCUCGCGCCGGCGACGGAGCGCCGCGCCGUCGCCGCCGCGGCGCCGCCCUUCGCGCUCGUCGACGCGACGCCGGCCUUCUCGCGCGCGGCGGCCGCCGCGCCGCGGCAGCCCCUCCCCGCGCUCCUCGCCGCGCCGGACGUCGAGGACGCCCUCGAGCGCUGCGCGCGGGGCCAGCACGCCAACGUCCUCGUCCGCACGGCCGACGACGGCCUCCACCUCGCGCGGCUCGCGCCGGUCCACGACGACGACGGCGUCAACGUCGCCUUCGUCCUCGUCGUCCUCGUCGACGUCGCCUGCGCCCUCGACACCCAGGUCGCCGACGACUGA